Molecule: messenger RNA, 1175 nt
Organism: Aricia agestis (brown argus)
Lineage: Eukaryota; Metazoa; Arthropoda; Insecta; Lepidoptera; Lycaenidae
Product: C-type mannose receptor 2-like
Exons: 7
Coding region: 36-965 (309 amino acids)
Source: RefSeq, a predicted model, not a curated record
CUCGCUCAGUGUCAGAUAGUAUACUAAGAGUGAACAUGAAAGCUGUUGUGUUCUACUUGCUCACUAUCAUCGCUUGCCUAUACGGCAAGCGGUUCAGAUGCGACUACAAGCACGUGCCGGCGGUCGACGGCUGGAUCAAGUACCACGAGGUGCCGGCGAACUGGCGCGAGGCGAGACUCCGGUGCCAUCUGGAAGGAGCGAAAUUGGCGUCACCGUUGACGGAGGAGCUGAAGACCGCUCUCCGGGGGCUGAUCCCCGCGGGCGACGACUGCGGCGUCUUCACCGGCAUACACGCUACCUUCUCACGGGGGGACUUCCAUUCAGUUGAAGGAAUUCCCCUGUGGAAGAUCCCUCACGUGUGGGCGGCGAACGAGCCCAACAACGACAAGGACGAGGAGAGCUGCCUGCUGAUGACGUCACAGGGGGAGUUGGCCGAUGUCAGCUGCGCCGAAACUCUGCCCUACCUAUGCUACAAGAAGAACACGCCCAACAUGGUCGUGAACAGCUGCGGGACCAUAGACAAUUACUAUACGAUGGACCACCGCACCGGCAGCUGCUACAAGUUCCACCGCGUCCCCCGCACCUGGUCCCGGGCCUACAUGGCCUGCGCGGCCGAGGGCGGCCACCUCGCCAUCAUCAACAGCGAGACUGAGGCUCAAGUGAUGAAAGAAAUUUUCGCGAAGAACCCCGGCGGUAAGAUGCUGGGUAACUUCUGGAAGGACGUGGCUUUCAUCGGCUUCCACGACUGGAAUGAGCACGGCGAGUGGUUGACCAUUGAAGGUCAAACCCUGGAGGAAGCCGGGUACGCGAAGUUCUCGGGAGGGGAACCCAACAACUCCACCACGGGCGAGUUCUGCGGCUCCAUCUACCGCAAUGGCAUGUUCGACGACCUCUGGUGCGAGAAUAAGUACGCAUUCAUCUGUGAGAAGAGCCCCGACUCCUUGCUGUGUGAGGACGACCAAUGAAAUGGCCGCACCACGUAGCUGACCAAUCAGCGCGAUUCUUGGUCUUAUUUGGAAUCAUUGAUUGGUCCUGAAUGUCGAUACUGAAUAAACUUGGAACAACCAAGCGCUCGGCGUCACAGGCAUCAUCUUUUAAGAAGCAUAGACUAGUUAGUGACUUCUCAUAUUAUGCAAGAAGAACCCUGAUUUUAAUAAAAUAUAUUAUUAAGUUGU